GCUUUUAUUUUGAAAGGAUUAUUCGUAUCUCAGCGUCGGCUGCCUCGCGCUGCUUGCAGGGCAAAACGACAGACGAUUAACAACGCUGUUCUUAUUUUCCUUCUUCGUUUACAUAGGAGUUGUGCGGUUUCCUGCUUUUAUUGCUGUAAAUCUGUUGUGUGUCCGACUUGUCAGAUUUGUUUGCCCUCCGAUAGGCAGCUGAGGUCGUCUUGAAUCUCUCCUCGUCCUCCGCUUGCGCUCGAACACAUUCCUGCACAGAUCCCCGUCAACACUCAGAUGAGCGCGCGCCCGCGAUCUGCCUCGAACUCGUCAUCGAGGUGUAGUUCAGCUCGGGAUCGCGCUCGUUGCUGUGAUGCUGGGGAGCAGCUGUCAAACCAGGUAACCUCUGCUGGAUACACCUCGGCUGAAUCGAAAGCUUAGAGGAGGGCCAUGAUUUAGGAGAUGGGUGAGUAUGAGGACAUUCUGCGCAGGCUCGAGGGGGAGGCCCAUCACUUCCCCCCUCCAGCGCGAGCCCCAGGCGGCCGCGAGCGGCUCCACAUCCAGAAGAGCAGCGUGUGCUCCAGGGCCUAUUUCGUGGUUGUCAUGGCCUUCUUCCACCUCUAUAUAAUAAACAUCAUCGCGCUGCUGCUCUACGUGCACUAUAACACGGGCUCUGGGGAGCAGGAUGUACCCCUGGAGAGUAGCGCCAGUGCCCCUCGACCCAUGCCUGAGCAGCAGAGCCCGUCCUCGGCUGAGCGGAGCCCGGGGCUCUCCUUCCAGCUGCCGCGCCUGGAGGGCAUCCGGGUUGGACACGUGCAGAGAGUCUCUCUGGUUCCCGACCGGACUCAUAACAUGCGCACACUCAGCCUGAAACCACUGCUGUUUGAGAUCCCAGGGUUCCUGAGUGUGGAGGAGAGCAGUGUGGUGAUGCAGCUGGCUCAGCUGAAGGGUCUGACACACAGCUCACUCCUCACAGCUCCGGACAGCCAGGAGGAGCAGCUCACUCAAGAUGAGCUCUUCAGCCUGCUCGACCUCAACCAGGACGGCCUGCUGCAGAGGGAGGAGAUUUUGAGUCUGUCCCAUUCGACUGAUGGAUCUUGGCUGAGCUCAUACAAUUUACGGAAAAUCCACACCGGGUUUGAGACCAGCCCCUCUGGAGUUUUGUCUCUGCAGGAGUUUAAGCGUGUCAGUGGUGGAGUGUUGCAGUAUGGCAGCGCUGGCCAAGGUUCAGACAGACAUGCCGAGGUCAGGCAGAGAAGCACACACACGCGACUUUACCUCGGAGAGGGCACACACCACCUGCUGAAGAGCAUCAGACACAGAGUGACCCGUUUAACGCGACUGCCGUCCUCAUUGGUGGAUCUCAGCGAGCCAAUGGAAGUGGUCCGUUAUGAGCAGGGCGGCUACAGCCACGCCCACCACGACAGCAGCCUCACCAAUCACGACAGCAGCUGCGCCCACACACACCUGGCAGCCAAUAACUCCGCCUCCACACAGGUGGCGUGCAGGUACCUGACGGUCUUGCUGCAUCUGAACUCGGCGGAUGGAGGAGGAGAGACCAGCUUCCCCGUGGCUGACAACAGGACCUAUGAGGAGGAGGUCUUAGGUGAUCUCUCUCAGCAGUACUGUGUUAAAGGCAAUCUGAAGGUCAAACCUGUAGCUGGAACCGCUCUGCUGUGGUACAACCACCUCUCAGAUGGAAAUGGUUGGGUUGGAGAGCUGGAUGAAUUCUCUCUGCACGGUGACUGUUUAGUCACUCGGGGCGUCAAAUGGACAGGAAGAGUGUGGGUGAACAUCGACCCUGACCAGCAGCGGCAGGAGCGCUACCAGCGUCUGGUCUCAUGGCAUCCAGACGAGCAAAGCAAAAACCCCGAGCAUGGACACAUGCACCAAGACCUCUGAACCAGACGGGGCUACAAAGCAUCCGUUGCAGAUCAUUUUUACAUUGUGUCAGUACGUCAUAAAUAGAACGAGGCAGCAGUUUACUGUCAGAGAUUAUAAUAGGGUCUAUUGUGUUUUGUCACGCCGUGCGCCGCCGCUCAUGUCCAGUGUAGACACGGUGGGAGAAAUUACCCUUCUAUGCUGAUCUAGAAUCAGUUUCCCCCAGUGUGAAGCCUGGUUUAGGAAAGUAAAAGAGAUCCCCAGCGCUGCAAGCUUUACCUUCAUGUAGCUGUCAGCCCCUGCUCCAGUGACAUCAUUUAAUAUUUAUGAGUUCAACAGGGAAAAUCCUCUUUCAAUAAUAGCUGAACAUUCACUGAUAUAUAGUUUGCUGGUGUUGCACAAGUUAUUUAAUCAUUAUUUAUUAAAAAGUUUUAUUCAGUGUGGCAUAUUUAUUGAAGAUAUUAUUUGUCAUAUUGAUGUUUAUUUAAUUGUUAUUAUUUAUUCAUAUAUAUAUAUCUCAAAUGUGUGGUGUGUACAUUAUAUAUAUGAGUCAAAUAAUGUGUGUCUAUCUCAGGUUUGGUUAUGCCCAGGUAGGCUUUUUCCAUUUUAAUGCACUGUUUCAAGCAAAGACAUUGUCAGAUAUUUAAGUUAAAUGAAUUAAGAAAUAAAUGCAUACUUAUGGAAGAGUG
Molecule: messenger RNA, 2549 nt
Organism: Carassius gibelio (silver crucian carp)
Lineage: Eukaryota; Metazoa; Chordata; Actinopteri; Cypriniformes; Cyprinidae
Gene: p4htma
Product: prolyl 4-hydroxylase, transmembrane a
Exons: 9
Coding region: 442-1881 (479 amino acids)
Biological process (GO): peptidyl-proline hydroxylation to 4-hydroxy-L-proline
Cellular component (GO): endoplasmic reticulum
Molecular function (GO): iron ion binding; procollagen-proline 4-dioxygenase activity; L-ascorbic acid binding
Source: RefSeq, a predicted model, not a curated record